AUGUGUGUGUGUGAGUGAGUGUGUGUGUGUGUGUUGGGGAGUGGGAGGAGAAAAAGCAAAACUCCCUUUGCGUUUUAGAGAAGUUGCAUUUCGAAGCAUGUGAAUGAAUGUGAUGUCGGUGUGAUGUGGAAACUCUGUGAGCCACGAUCCAGUCGCAGUCUGAGAGCGUUUCAAACCCUGGAGGAUUGAUUUAUUGAUUGACUGACUGACUGACUGACUGACUGAUUCAUUGAUUGAUUGAUUGAUUGAUUGACAGGAGACGACAGCUGGACCAUGGCAGCUCAGGGACACCAAAAUGGAUGGAACGUGCUCAUCCUGUUUGCAAACGAUGCUGAUGAGUGGAGCGAAUAUCUCAAUGGCCUGCUCUCCUCAUCUGGUUGCUUUUCUGUUUCAACCUAUCUUCUCAAGGAGGAUACUUCCUUAUCGCGCCAAGACUAUCAUGACUUUGAGAGAUCCAAAUGCAUCCUGAUUCUGUUGUCAGAACAGCUUCAGGAGGUGAUGCCCAACGUACAAAGUGCGCUGCAGAGUAUGUUGCAACCUGCCCACAAAGUGGUGGUGCUUCUUUGUGGUGUGACCGACUCAGAAGAACUGAGGACUUUGUUCAGUGACUCGGACCAAUGGAGAUGCAUCUCUUGCGAGGAUGAACCAGAUGUCUAUAUUACGGCUGUGAAGGAGGCCAUCAAUGAAGGUUACAGUAAAGACUCUGGAUGUGAUACUGCAGCUGACACCGAACCCGAACUUGAUCCACACCACAAAACACGGACUAAUGUAACAGAGCGGUCAAGGGAACAUUGUUUGGCAUCUUCAGGGGAGACCGAAGAAUUCACAGUAAAAGUAUUGCCUGACAGGAUCCAGUGCGGGGUCGCAACGCAAAUUUUUAUUGUUAUGAAGAUCAAAUUGGACUACGAAGUGAAAAGUGAACUAGAAUUUACAUUGAAAAACCAACCCUCUGUACGGAUACCAGCUGUACUCAUCAAUGAGUACACCAUGGCUGCACAAGCUCCAGAUUUGCCUCCUGGAUCUGUUUCACUCAGCAUUUACUCAGGAAAUCUGAAAGUAAGUUUUGCCACAAUAACCUACUACACUGACAUGGAGGAAAUUCAGAAUAUUCUGCAGAAAGCUACUAACCCUGUGGAGUUCAUGUGCCAGGCAUUCCAUAUUAUACCAUAUAACACAGAAAAACUGGAUAAGUUACUGACGGAGUCACUGCGGAAGAAUAUCCCAGCAAAUGGACUGCACGUCUUUGGAAUAAGCCAGUUGGAGGAGGAGAAUAUGUCUGCAGCUCAACGAGAUGAAGAGCUACCAACAUUACUUCACUUUGCUGCCAAGUACGGUUUGAAAAACCUGACUGCUCUGCUGCUGCAGUGUCCUGGGGCCCUGCAGGCCUACAGCGUGGCCAACCGGAACGGAGACUAUCCAAACAGCCUGGCCGAACGCAGCGGCUACAGGGACCUCAGGCAGUUCAUAGAUGAAUAUGUGGAGACAGCAGACCUGCUGAAGACUCACAUUGAGGAGGAACUGUGGGGGAACACACAGAGCGCUGAGGAUGAGGACUUAUAUGAGUCCAUGGCGACAGCUAACCGAUUGAUGAAAUGCAGUUUAAAUCCAGGCUGUGAUGAGGAUAUAUACGAGUCCAUGAUUGGAAUGCUUCCCUCAGCAGGGGUAACAGAGAGCACAUACGAGUCAAUGCAUAAACUAAGUGGGGGUAAACAGCCAUCUCUGCAUCAACCAGAUUGCUUUGUUCCAACCAGCACAGACACCAUAUUGAGAAAGUUUCUAGAAGGGAAUAUACAUGAAGCAUGUGAAGAUCCUUAUAAGAUGGGAAGCCAUGACCAUUACGAUACUGGAAUGAAAGCUAGCUAUCCUCAAGAGAUUGUGAACAGACCUCCAGCUACGAUCCCCAGGCCUAGCCUACCCUCCGAUAUGAUGGAACCCUACAUUUCUAAAGUGUUCAGCAGUAAGGAAGAGAGGAGAUCGGAGAACAUCUACGUCACUAAAUUACCCUCAACUCCGGCAGCACAGGCGAAGCAAGGGCCUGUAACCUUGCCAAAACGUGAGAUGUUGAAGGCUGUGUCAAGUGACUAUGAUCCUUUUGCGGGGAUGAUGACACCAGGCCAGAGGCAGCUGAUCACCCUGCAGGAGCAAGUGAAACUGCAGAUGAUUUCUGUGGACGAAGCUCUGGUUCAGUUCAAAGAGUGGCAGCUCCACCAGAAGAGGAGGUCAGACUCGUUCCGAUUCCAGCAAGAAAACCUGAAGAAGCUACGGGACAGCAUCACACGGAGACAGAAGGAGAAGGGAAAGUCUGGAGUACUUGGAGAGCUGCAGAUCUCUCUCCCCACUGGGCAAUCAAACAUGCAACAGGGUCUAGAAUGCGGAGUUUAUGAAGCCAAUGCUAGAAUGAUCCCGCUCAGUCCAGCUCGGGUGCCGAUACAACGCAGAAAUUGGACCACAGCCAGCACAUCAAGCACAACAAGCAGCGCCAGCAGCCGGUCCAGCACUCGCAGCACUUGGAGCAGUGGAGCCGAAGCCGACAACGAGGACAAUGAACAAACAGACAGCAGUGGUCUGCGACGUUCAUUGAACCGGGACCGACCUCCCACUUUACCUCCACCUCGCGUCCCACCCCGCAUCCCAGCCAGAUCUUCACCUCAAACUGAAAAGCCACGGUUUGCCCCUCCAGUGCCUCCUAGAGGCCGAUAGUCAAACUGCAGGCAGUGUGGGACCUGCUUCUAGUUUAGUGAUUUAAGCACUCGACAAACUCUUGCCUACAGUGGAGCCUGUGGUGCGCUGGGAGUAUGACAUCUCUCCAUCGCUUGUCGUGUCUGUUGUGUUUUCCCAGUGGUGACAGCCACACCGAGUGAGGUGUUGCUGAGGAGGACACAGCAGGUCUAUUUAUUCUAACUCAGGUUAGGUUGUAUUGGAGCCACGUAGGAACGGGGUGAGGUCAUUCAGCACAUCCAGCCUGUUCCACCAUCUACAUUUGAUAUUGGUACCUCUUUUAAUCCUAAUUCCCCACCCUUCAGUCACCUGUAAAAUGUGGAUACCAAGUAGCAAGCAACCACACCUACUCAAGUUUAUAAAUACUGGGUUUAGGGCAAAGAGAAAUCCCAUGGAAAACACCUAUAUUGCCAGAUCAUCAUGCAUUUCUUUCUGGCCUGCAUUCACUCCCCCAUGAAACACACUGCUUGCAUUUCUCCGCCUUCCCCACCCCCAUCCCUCCACUCUGGCCUUCCCCCCCUCCCUUCCUCGAAGACGACAACAACAACAAAAUGACAUUCAUAUAGCGCCUUUCACGUCGGGAGGACGUCCCAAGGCGCUGGACAGACAAAGUUACAAGCCUGUGGUUCCUCAGCCCACAUUCCCUCACGUUAACACAGGGCAAGUUAGAUGAAGAGAAGAUUCUGUAUAGCACACAUCUCUCUCUGGCUCUUAUUAUCACAAACUGAUAAAUUGGUUCCUUCUUCUACAUAUAAUCCCAUUGCUAUCCUCUGUACAGCUUAAAAAAAAAGGACACUUUAUUUCUAAACAAUGGUGUAGUGACCUCUCACUUAAAUAGCUGAGUUCUUGCAAUACAAAAUAGAUUUGAAAUAGAUGGGUUUGAAAGAUAAAUGUUCUUCUGUUGUCUUCAUUGUGACAUUGAAUCAGACAGACCAAGAAACUCCAGGUUCAAUCCUGCUUUGGACCGGGUUAUCUGAUCUUAGCCAGGACAGCAGUUGGGAUGACAGUUGGCUUCGGCACCCCUGGGUCAGGGAGGAGAAAAUCAGCCAGGGCUCCGGCUCCUGGUCACUUUCCAGAGACCCUCCCCCUGCUCCCACAGGGAGAAUGUUGGAUAGGGAACUGCAAUGGUCUGAGCUGACGCUCAUUAUCUGAGCUGGCACGGAAAGAAUGACUAUUCGGGGCGAGAGGUGGGCAAGCGUCUGGUUACUUGUGGUGCUGUAGCCGAGCAGAAACCAAUGCUUCCAGGAGAGAGGAGAAAGCUGGAGUUAAAGUUCCAUGAUAUGAAUAAACAGACAAUUACCAUUCUAGUGAGGAAAACCCACUGCAGUUUUACAGUGUCCGAACACAGUACUGAGGAACUGUGGAGUCCUGUAGGGUAGUGAUUAGAGCACGCGAGAGGA
This is a messenger RNA of Callorhinchus milii (elephant shark), 4118 nucleotides long. RefSeq names its product phosphoinositide-3-kinase adaptor protein 1 (gene pik3ap1). NCBI's taxonomy places the organism in Eukaryota, Metazoa, Chordata, Chondrichthyes, Chimaeriformes, Callorhinchidae. Gene Ontology annotation, cellular component: cytosol. Gene Ontology annotation, molecular function: phosphatidylinositol 3-kinase regulatory subunit binding; signaling receptor binding. The transcript is spliced from 17 exons. The record is from RefSeq and is a predicted model, not a curated record. The coding region runs from base 274 to 2700 and encodes 808 amino acids.